AUGCAUGGCUUCAAUUUCCUUUAUAUAGUAUGGCUUUUGAGCCACGUGGUGAUAGCUGAUGACGAAGUGGAUGGAUCUAGCAUAUACGAGAACAGGGGAUAUCCCAUCAGAGACUUCCAACUCGUCGCUCCAUACGCCACGUCAGGUCAUUGGGAUUUUGUGGGAGAUGCUUUACUAACUUCCAACAAACUUCGGUUAACACGUAAUGAAAACAGUCUCAGAGGAUCCAUUUGGAGUCGUAAUACUGUCACUGUCCGUGAUUGGGAAUUGAUAGUUGGCUUCCGUGUUUCCGGAGAGUCCACUCCUGCUGAUGGUCUUUCCAUAUGGUAUACUCAGCACACCGGAACUGGAAGUGCUUAUGGAGCUCCGGAACUGUUUUCCGGAAUCGGAGUUGCUGUUGACACAUAUCCAAAUCGAAAAAAUGGAGUUUUCACUAAAGCUGACGUCAUUACUCUGUUCAAUGAUGGAACGAAGAAGUAUGACGACAGUAAGGAUGGCUUGAAUCUAGCUCCCUCCGGUGAUAUUUCCUGCAAUUUUGAUUUUGCUCUGCGUGAUGGUGUUGAUAUCAGAACUAAAAACGCUUCAAUGAUCAUGAUUCGUUAUACAAACAACGUAUUAAGUAUUUAUCACAGUGGCAGGGGGGACACUUGGUCUUUAUGUAACUCAUACAACGAAAUGUAUCUUCCAAUCAAUUAUCAUCUCGGGUUGUCAGCUUCUACAGGUGACUUGAAUAGCAGUCAUGAAAUUCUCUUCCUCAAGUUGUAUCAACUUCAAAACACUGACUCGAAGCCAGCUGUGGCAUCCCCUCAAUAUCAAGGAUCUGUUGGCAAUGUGCCUGAGAAUGUAAAUGAGCCAGGAAGCGGAGUCUUCACCUUCUUCAAAUGGGUAUUCUAUCUGGGUAUCGUAGCCGUUCUUCUGGUUGUUGCUUUCUUCGGAUGGAAAGAGUAUAGCUCACGUAGAAACAGAAAGAGUCGUUUCUACUAA
This is a messenger RNA of Auanema sp. JU1783, 984 nucleotides long. Lineage: Eukaryota; Metazoa; Nematoda; Chromadorea; Rhabditida; Rhabditidae. The record is from the annotation of a GenBank genome assembly.